AUGUCGGCGGCAGAGCCGGGGCUAUUCUUCUGCACGGCGGGCCGCGGGCUGGAGCCCUUCCUGGCGCGGGAGGUGCGGGCGCGGCUCGGCGCCACCGAGGUGGACUGCGUCUCGGGAAAAGUGUUCUUCAGGGCGGCGGCGGGGCCCGGAGAGCUGCGGCAGCUGCGGUCGGGGGAGCGCCUGUUCCUGCUGCUGAAGAAGCACAGCCCGCUGCCGGUGUCUGGGAACAGAGGGAAAAUGCUUCAUGAGAUUAAAAACCUGGUCAUCGAGGACCCGAAAUACUGGCUGGAUAUUGUCUCUGUUUGGAGGAAGCUUCAUGGACAUGAGGGGAAAACAGAUGAUGGCUCUAUAGAAAAUGCAUUGGCUCUGAAGAGGAAGUCAGAAGAAGAGACAAAUACUGCAAGUAAAAGGCAAAAAACAGAACAAGUGAGGGCAAUUGUGUCUGAGGAGUGUCAGGUGGGGGCUGAAGAGACCUGUGAGGCACCAGCCAGAAUGAGCAGGCAGGAGUGCUGGACUGAGAGCAGGACUUGCUCAGAAUUGCCUUCCAUGGGCAGUGCAGAGCAUCCUGCUGCCCUUGAGCAGCUUGGCUUCAGCUUCAGGGUGUCAUGUCGCUGCAGUGGAGCCAUUGCCAGAACACUGACUUCACAGGAGGUUGGCAGAGCCCUUGGCACAGCCCUGGUGAAGCAGUGUGGGUGGCGAGCUGAUCUGCGGGACCCUGACCUGGAGAUCUUUGUACAUCUCAAUGACAUUCACUCUGUGGUGGGGAUUCCUCUUUUCAGGCUUCCAUUGGCAAACAGAGAGUAUAUCAGAACAGCAGGGCUGCGGUCAACAGUGGCAUGGGCCAUGGCAUCUCUGGCUGAAAUCAGGGCUGGUGCCCUUGUGCUGGAUCCCAUGUGUGGGCUAGGAACCAUCCUGCUGGAGGCUGCCAAGGAGUGGCCUGAUGCCUGGUACUGGGGUGCUGAUAUAAGUGACUCCCAGUUAGAGGGUGCAGAUGGCAAUAUCAGAGCUGCAGGCCUGGUGCAUAAGAUUGAGCUGCUGAAAGCUUCUGUGAAAGCGCUGCCAUUGCCUUCAGAAAGCUUUGACAGCGUUAUUUCAGAUAUUCCAUUUGGGAAGAAGUUCAAGACCACAAGUGAUGCUCAGCUCCUACCAGAUCUUCUCCAGGAAAUGGAGAGAGUGCUUCUUGUUGGAGGGACCCUGGUGUUGCUGCUGAGCCAGGAGCUCCACAGACGCAUGGAUGGUUUGACCAGGAGUGCUGGAGGUGACCCUGCUGAGGCCUCUGCUGACAGUGACAGUGGAGCAGCUCCUGCACAGGCCAUGGAUGGUUUGACCAGGAGUGCUGAUGGUGACAACAGAACAGCCCCUAGUGUGGAUGGGAAUUCCUCCUCCUUGGCCCAGGGGCGUGCAGAACCUGUUCUCAGCAGACAUUUCGGGUCCCUGCUGCCAGAGGGUGUCUAUGCUGUUAGCCUGGGCAAGACUGAUGCUUUCAUCCACAAAUACAGGAAGGUGUCUGGGCCUGGGAGCUGUCCCAGGACUGGGACACUCCCUGGAGCUGGGAGCUCUCUGGGCCUGGGCUGAAGGGAACUGGAAAGCUUUGGGAGCAGCAGGGCAGGACUCAGUGGGGCUCUGCUGGUGCAGACACACCCACUGCCAUCCCUUAGAUUGCCUCACCUUCCUGGCAUUUCCUAAGGCACUGUGCUGUUGUGUUUCUGGUUUUCAGGAGAGGUGGAAUGUGACCGUGUUCACAGGGGUCCCAGGAUGAGGGAAGAGAUGAGGAUCUGACUCCAUGUUUCAGAAGGCUGAUUUAUUAUUUUAUGGUAUAUAUUAUAUUAAAACUAUACUAAAAGAAUAGAAGAAAGGAUUUCAUCAGAAGGCUGGCUAAGAAUAGAAAAAGAAGGAAUGAAUAACAAAGGCUUGUGGCUCGGACAGAGAGUCCGAGCCAGCUGACUGUGAUUGGCCAUUAAUUAGAAACAACCACAUGAGACCAAUCACAGAUGCACCUGUUGCAUCCCACAGCAGCAGAUAACCAUUGUUUACAUUUUGUUACUGAGGCCUCUUGGCUUCUCAGGAGGAAAAAUCCUAAGGAAAGGAUUUUUCAUAAAAGAUGUCUGUGACAGUGGAAGAUGCCAGUUCUGCUGUAUUGGAUAUAGUCUGUUGCAGUGUGGCAGAGUCCUGAAAUCCUUGUUUAGGCACAGCUGCUCAGUAUUGGGAGGAGUUUCUGUCGGAGAGAAAGUCUUGAUUUGCAGAACUGCAAACCCAGAUGUGGUAGCCCAUGAUCUUUGGGCUGUGCACUCCAGCUAUUCAUUUCAAAGUAAUAUUUAAGCUACAGGUUUGUCUAUUCUAGUUAUCCUUAGUGUUCGGGUUGUUCUUAGGUGGAGGAUAGGCGAGCCCCCUGAAGUGCUGAGCAGGAAGGGAGGCUGAAGGAGAAGCAGCAGCACUGACAACUGGAGUUGCAGCCAGUCCCAGGCCCUGGACCCCAACUCUGUUUUGUGUGUCCUGGGUCCUCCCUGCCCUGCCUCUCCCCCUCCCUCCUGCACUUUUGGGACACCUUUUUUUCUCCCCUGUACCUUUUCUUUUCUCUUGGUUCUUCUGUCUCAUCAAAAUCGGGCUUUUAGAACUGUACCAGCAUUAAAGAAAGGGCCUAAGGCAAUACUGAAAGCACUCCCUCCUUUGGGUUUUAGCAUCCUUUGUACAAAGGCUGAGAUAGCAAAAACCAAAAGUCAUUGCACGUUUUCUGUGAGAACUAAAUAUAAAGACUUCUCACUGCUUUCCUAAGCCAUGCAGGAACACUGGAGGCCUUUUGGGAAGGGAAAAUUAUGAUAAAAUACAUUUCUGUAUGUUUCUGUGCAAAGCUUUUGACUGAUCAAGAUCACCUUAAAGAGCAGAGUUGGGUUUAAUAAUGUUAUUUUGUUGACUUCAACAGUUUCUCUCAAAUGUUUUUACUGAGAAAAGUAUAAAAUAGGACUAUAUUUGCAUUUUCAAACAUACUUUUCUGUCCUUAAUGUCUUGUAGUUAUUAAUGUGUAUUUUUGCAGCUGUGCAGUCUGUGAUAAAGAUAGCUUUCCUGCUUGACUUGGUGGCAAUGAUUUGUAAGAAGUUUAUAAACAUGCUGGGGUCUGCUCCACGUAUGAAUGGCUUGUGGCUAUGGUUAUGCACCCAGUUUGUUAGAGAAGCAGGGGAUGAGGCUUUCAGCCUUUGUUUUCCUUCUUCUCCUCUGAAUCUGUUGCAUCACUAUUGAAGAAUGUUCAGUUUCCCCUGAAUGUGUAAGAGACCAUCUUUCUGGUAUUCAAUCUGGUAAGCUUCCUCUAUACAGCCUGCUGCUUCUCUAGAGUGAGGGCUGAGAUUUCUAGAGGGGCUGAUGAGACCCCUGACCCAGGAGUAGACCCAGGUGUGGAAAAUCCUAAGUGGUGUGGGAAAUGGGAGGAUAUGGGCCAAAUCCUGAGGGAAUUCUCUGACCCUAUAGUUUAGGACUUUCCCCAUGAACAAAUUCAGAACCCAGCUGAGGUGGGGAAAUAUCUGAAAGAAAAGUACCAGGAUGACCCUAAGGAGGAAAAGAUCAUUGCAGUGAGCUGGGCCCUGGCUUGUGCUUAUCGCACACUGCUAGAUACUGUCGGGCAGCAGACAGAGGCAGGGGGGCAGGGAGAUAAAUCAGCAACUGUCCUGGUGACU
Molecule: messenger RNA, 3665 nt
Organism: Melozone crissalis (California towhee)
Lineage: Eukaryota; Metazoa; Chordata; Aves; Passeriformes; Passerellidae
Gene: THUMPD2
Product: THUMP domain containing 2
Exons: 10
Coding region: 1-1575 (524 amino acids)
Biological process (GO): tRNA methylation
Molecular function (GO): tRNA (guanine) methyltransferase activity; RNA binding
Source: RefSeq, a predicted model, not a curated record